AUGAAUCAAAUGAAUACAAAUGCUAAUACAGAAUUAGCAAAAGACUAUAUUGCUAAACGAAAAAUUCCACAAUUAUUCGAAGCAUUAAUCACUGGUCUUAUGGUGCAUAAACCAGAAGAUCAUAUUGAUUUCAUUAUUGAAUCUUUAACACGACAUAAAGAUGGCAAUCAACAAUUAAAAUGGGAUACAUUUAUUGGACGAAAAGGUGGUAUGAAUAAUACAUUGGUUCCUUUGAAAACUUCGACAAAUACAAAUGUUACGUCGCCACCUCCUUCUUUACAUACAGAAUUGACUCGUCCACCAAAACUUGAUGCAAUACCAACAGGUAAACGAGAAGAAAGACCAAAAAUUGAAGAUCAACCACCACAGUCACCAAUACCAGAUCAACUACCACAAUCACCAAUUCCAAAUCAACAACAACAAAAAGUAGAUGAUCAUCAACAACAAAAAGUAGAUGAUCAUCAACAACAAAAAGUAGAUGAUCAUCAACAACAAAAAGUAGAUGAUCAUCAACAACAAAAAUUAGAUGAUCAUCAGCAACAAAAAGUAGAUGAUCAUCAACAACAAAAAUUAGAUGAUCAUCAACAACAACAAGUAGAUGAUGAUGAACAACAACAAGUAGAUGAUGAUCAACAACAACAAGUAGAUGAUCAUCAACACAUUAAAACUGAAGAAGUCGAUGUUAAAGAUUUACUUAAAGGCAAACCAAUUAUUUUUGUUGGUGGUGGACCAGGUAGUGGUAAAGGAACACAAUGUGAAAAAAUGAUUGAAAAAUAUGGUUUUACACAUUUAUCAGCCGGUGAUUUAAUUCGAGCAGCUACACAAGAUUCAACAACUGAAAAAGGUCGUUAUUUUAAUGAAGCUAUGUCACAAGGAAAACUUAUUUCAACGGAAGAUAUUCUUGGUUUACUUAAAGAUGCAAUUCAAGAAAGAGCCAAUGAAGCUUCCGGCUUUUUAAUCGAUGGAUUUCCGCGUCGUGUUGAUCAAGGUAUACAAUUCGAACAAGAUGUUGCUCCAUGUGAUGUUUUAAUUUAUUUUGAUGUACCGGAUGAAAUAAUGAUUGAACGAUUAACAAAACGUGGUGAAACAAGUGGUCGAAUUGAUGAUAAUCAAGAAACAAUUGCCAAACGUUUAGUUACAUUUCAUGAACAAACAACACCUAUUUUAGGUCAUUAUGGUAAACAAGGAAAAUUAAUAACAAUCGAUGCUAGUCGAGAACCAGAUGAAAUAUUUGCUGAUGUAUCAGAUGCAUUGACCGGUUUAAUGGAACAAAAGCAAAUGAAUAGCGAUCAUAAUUUAUCAAGUGAAGAAAAAUCUGCAAAGUCGAUCUGA
Molecule: messenger RNA, 1332 nt
Organism: Rotaria sordida
Lineage: Eukaryota; Metazoa; Rotifera; Eurotatoria; Philodinida; Philodinidae
Source: the annotation of a GenBank genome assembly